AUGAUGGGUAUCAUUCCUGAUAAAAGUGUAAAGUUGGACGAGCUACCUUCUACUUCGAAGAAGCUGAUUGAUAUUAAAAAUCUUACAUACGAGGAUUCUCGAGCGCUAAAAACGAAAACCCCUAUUACGGUCCUACAAGAGCUGACAGUUCAAAAGGGUUUGGCUCCUCCAGAUUUUCAGAUUGUCUUGAGUGAUUCUGGGGUGCACGAAACUCGGUUCGAUUAUACGGUGACUAGCUGGAAUAACAGCAAGUGGAACUGGACCAUCGAAAAAGAAGUGGGCAUCUAUAAGCCAUCCGAAAAUCCAGUGGAUGAAUUUAAAGUCCUUUUUAAAGAAAGUGCGGAUCAUUUUAAAGCUGCAUUAAAUUGCAUAGUUGAAUUGCUAAAAAUAUGCAUGAAAAAGAAAAUUCCUGCUCCCGAGUUUAAUGAAGUUUCCAGAGUGGGACCGCCUCAUGCCAAGGAAUUUUAUAAAUAG
Molecule: messenger RNA, 474 nt
Organism: Sitophilus oryzae (rice weevil)
Lineage: Eukaryota; Metazoa; Arthropoda; Insecta; Coleoptera; Curculionidae
Exons: 2
Coding region: 1-474 (157 amino acids)
Source: RefSeq, a predicted model, not a curated record